Molecule: messenger RNA, 1179 nt
Organism: Centruroides sculpturatus (bark scorpion)
Lineage: Eukaryota; Metazoa; Arthropoda; Arachnida; Scorpiones; Buthidae
Exons: 5
Coding region: 102-995 (297 amino acids)
Source: RefSeq, a predicted model, not a curated record
GGACGUUCUGUUUGGUGUACAAAAUUGCCGUUACCAGCAAUUCCGUAAUAUUGUGUACUGUACAUCAGUUACAGAUAAUAUUCUACAGGUAAUUUCUCACAAUGUACACAAUACUAUUCAUUGUUGGAUUCACCGUAGGAACGUUUGGAUCAGAAGAAUUGAAAAGAAUUCAUCGUAAAAAGGAUUGUAGAUUAGGAGAUGUCGAACGUAUAACUGUAAGGGAUCUAGAAUCCCUAGUAGAGACAUUUGCUAAAAACGAAGGAAUAACUAUUAGCACUCUAUUAUUACGUUUGUAUCAAACGUCCAGAAGCAAACAAAACCUGAAAAACGAAGCUUUCCUCAACUCUUUGGAAGAUAUUUCUAUACAGGAAUUAUUAGACUCUGACAUAGAAUUACCAGUGAUUCCUGAUAAUCUGCCUCCGCAACCGAGCGAUAUAUUUUCGUUUCCAAAAAAUCUACCGAAGGGAAAAAUACCGAAGCCAAUUGAACCAUUUUUACCUCCUAAAAUACCUCACCCGCCAUUGAUAUAUCCAGAACCACAACACGAAUUACCACUAAUGUUUCCAUCUCCACCUAAAUUACCACUUCCUAACGUAGUACCGAUAUUGACGCCUCUUCAUUCACUAAGACCGCCGCCAGGUGCCGUGGUUAAAAUUAACGCAGGAGAUAGCAGAAUCGAAAUUCCCGAAGUUAUCGUUACGGUAUCGCCUAUGAUGACGGUAGUAGAAGCUUUACGUCAAGCAGACAUUAAGUUUCAAAGAGAAUUAGGUUUUUCUCCCAACGAUGAAGUCAUUUCAUUUCAUCAUUCACCUUUAGUCGGUUGUUACGUUGUUAGCAGAUUCGAUACAAUUUCUAUGAAAAAAGAUCUGAUGUGGAAGAUUACAAUUUCAGAUCGAGAAGGAAAAACGGUGUAUGAUGGCAUUUGUAUUCCGUCGGGUAGAGAUGUUAUAAUCAAGCCAGGAAUGAUUAUUUCAUUGACCUACACCCCGUUUUAAAAUAAAAGGUAUUUGUAAAUAGAAAAUAAAAGAACUAUAAGAAACCAUGACGACCCCAAAUUUGAAAAAGUCAAGAGUGUGAAAUGGAUUCGUGUACUAUUUGAUUGUGUUGUAAAUAUUCUUCCUUUUUUGUCUGUAUAGUAUUGUGUGAAAAAAUAAAAAAAUAUAUGUAUUAAUUCAAUUA